AUGUUCACGCUUAGUCCUGGUUCGGUUUGUGAUGUGUGCGCAGAGGAGUACGAUCCGCAUUGUAUUCCCCAUUCCAUUCCAUGUGGUCACAUUUUCUGCUGGAGCUGCUGCCAUAAAAUCGUACAAAAGACAUUGCCUAAUCUUCAAGCUGCCUGUCCUUUCUGUUCCGAUCAUUUCACUAGUGGUGAUGUGCGUUUGCUACGCACAAACUUCUCAGAAAGCGGACGAGUCACCCCUCGGGGGCGAGGUGGCCUUAGCGAGGCUUUUGACCGCCACUCCCCAUUACGAGGGGAAGAUCGGUUUCCCAUAGUCGAGCCGUGUUUCUCACGUACCCACGCAGAGACCCGUAGACUGGAGGAUAAAGUGGCCAAGGUAGCUGCAAGAAAAUGUUCAGUGGAAGAAGUUUCGACUCUUUACAAGGAGCUAGAUGAGUGGUUGAUUCAUGACGAAAGUUUUAAUGUCCAGUCGUAUUCUUUAUCAUCGAGUGCUGCGUUGCUCAAGACCAUUUUGACGAAUCACAUCGCUCAUUCAGAGGCUGUGAACAUGGCAAAAGGAGUUGAGGUCACCCUGAAAGGGAAGUUGGAUGAAAUGGAAUCAAGGGUGAGCAAGUUGAAAACCGACCUAAAGCAGUAUCAAGCCUUUUACACACGCAAAGUGCAAGAGUGUGAGGCUCUCAGAGUGGAGCUUACCCGUUGUACCCUCAAGUCCGCUUACUCUCGGGCUGCAAAUUUACCUGCCCGCCCCAGCACUGCCGCUCCAACUGGAUUAAGCGAGCGGCGCCAAUCGGUUUUUUCAUCCGUGGCAUCCACAUACAACGCACCAGCUAUGCCAUCCAUGCACUCGCGCUUCGAAUCCACUUAUUCUAGAAGUACCUUGACUUCUGCUACCGGAGUCCAAAAACCGACGAAUCCCGCACGCACGACGACACCAUCAAUUAGGUCUGAGGCCCCAAUGCGAGCGUCAAUGCGGUCGUCCCGCUUCCGUACUAUGUCCCCAAUCCCCCCUUCAAGACCGUCUGCGACGUUUCCUCAAAUAAUCAAUCCAUCGCGUUCCGAUGACCAGGAGAGGGCACGAGAAUUAAUUUACGAACGAUGGUUGCCUGCGCCGGACGUGACGUACGCUCCGCCGACAAGCAAAACAAUCAAC
Molecule: messenger RNA, 1146 nt
Organism: Suillus bovinus
Lineage: Eukaryota; Fungi; Basidiomycota; Agaricomycetes; Boletales; Suillaceae
Exons: 4
Source: RefSeq, a predicted model, not a curated record